AUGAAAUUUUUGAUUGUUAAUGGAUUUACUGCAAAUGCUUCUCACUCAAAGAUCUUUAAUCAGUUUAAAUAAUAAAUAUAUGAGGUAUUACUUCAAAAUAGCUAGCUCACAUAAACCCAGAAGGAAGUCGCCGAUCUUGAUUUUGAAUUUAUCGAGCUUGAUAGACAUAAUUUAGAAGAUUAUUUAUUUGAGCCAGAAACAUCUCACAUUAGACCUGAAAAAGGGCAGAAAUUUAAUUCAUUAGACAUGGUUUUUAUAAUCGCAUCUCCAAAUACAAGGCCAUGGAAUCCAAACAUGAGGAAUGUAUCGAUAUAUUUGCUAUUCUAGAUUAUCAGUCUAAUAAGAAUGUGCAUCAAAACUAAGAAACUAUUAUUUAUGACAUCAUUUGGAGCUCAAGCACUUGCAUAUUUAUGUGCUUCCAAUAUUUCGACACAUAUUAAUAUUACGAAUGGAAAUGGAGAAGGCAGCAAAUUGGUUGAUUUUCCAAAGUACACUCUUUAAGCAUUAAAAAAUUCUCAUGACGAUUAUUUUUUGGAUACAACAACAGGAGAUUUAUACACAUACAAUAAAGUUACAGACGAAUGGAUGCCUAAAUGUAAUAUUGGGAUUCAUCACAGAAGAGAUGCAAUGGAAUAUUAAUCUAUAGGAAAGUAUGUUGUAAAAUCCCCUGCUUAUAAACCUAAAUAAGCAAUGCUCAGCAAUCAAACAGAAAUGACUUGCAUAAUCAAAAAGCCAUUUUUACAUUAUUGGUUAUUUAAAGAUGUUAAUAUUGAGUUUUAAAUUAAACAAUCAAAUACCUGGGAUAUACAUACAAUCACAUUCACGAAUCCAGAUAAAAGAUUUUUAUCAUUGGCUGAAAAUAACCUACGAGGUCCCUUAAUCUUAUAAUGUGAUAACAUAAUAGCAGUGUUAUUUGAACUAGAUUAUAAAUAAAAAGAUUAAACUAACUUGUUAUCUAAUUUUAUAGAAAAUGGUAUCAAGGUAAUAAGAUAUUCAAAUACAUAUAAUACAAUAAGUAUUAUUAAUGAAAGGUAAUACUGUUCUCCAAGAGGAUUAGAAAACAUAGAAUUGAUCUACAAUUAAGAUACAAAAAAGAAAACCCAACAUUUAUAAGAAGAUAUAAUGAAGAAUUAACAUAAAGCUUAUGUGAAGGAAUAUCGCAAAUUAGUCAAUAAGGCAAUUCUAGAUACUGAGAAAGAGAGAGAUAAGAUAUUACAUGUUGGGUUCUCUGUGAAGAAAAAUCGUUUACCAGAUGUUGUUGAAUAAAAUAAUAUACAGCAGAAAACAUUGAAAGCGAAUCAAAGAAAAUCUUUUCUUGUGAAAAAAGAGAAAUUUUACUUAAAUUUUGAAUCACUUAAACAUAAUUUAGAUGCAAAUCAAAGUUACAAAAAUAAUUCAACUAGCCGAUAGCAUGUAAAAUUACGAACUGAACCCAAAGUGACAUUUCAAGCCAAUGAUGAGGUUGAUGAUUCAAACUUACUUCAAACCUACAGAGUUUUAUCUCAAGUUGAAAUCAGAAGAUAGUUACAUCCUUCACUAAAUCAAGAAUUUUUGGGAUCUCAAAAGAUAUGGAUUCCAGGAUUCUUGAAAUAAAAUAAAUCUAAGUUCUCCUAAUCCUAGCCGAAUUCUGGUAGAUAAACGUUUUAAUAACUAAUUGAUUGA
This is a messenger RNA of Paramecium tetraurelia, 1662 nucleotides long. RefSeq lists its product as uncharacterized. The record is from RefSeq and is a predicted model, not a curated record. The transcript has 5 exons. NCBI's taxonomy places the organism in Eukaryota, Ciliophora, Oligohymenophorea, Peniculida, Parameciidae.